This is a messenger RNA of Polistes dominula (European paper wasp), 1585 nucleotides long. RefSeq names its product metaxin-2. NCBI's taxonomy places the organism in Eukaryota, Metazoa, Arthropoda, Insecta, Hymenoptera, Vespidae. The record is from RefSeq and is a predicted model, not a curated record. Gene Ontology annotation, biological process: mitochondrion organization. Gene Ontology annotation, cellular component: SAM complex; cytoplasm.
AAAAGUGAUUUCCACACACACAUCUUACUUAUAAUACUUUAUGUGAUAUACAUAUAUUAUUAAAUAAUAGGAUAUUAAAACUUAACAUUAUUCAUUUUUUAAUUAWUAAAAAACUUUGUUUAAGUUUUUUUUUAUCAAUAAAAUGUAUUGAAAUUAGUUGAAUAUUUUUCUGUUUUGGUACUUACAUUAGAUCUCUGUAUGUUUUGUGAGGUUCUGUUACUUGGUUCAUAAGCAAAUUAAUAUAAAGUWUUAUUCUAAUAAAUUAAUUAUAUUUWACUUUAACAUGCCUGGUGAAUUAACAGCAGAUGCAAUUACUUUAGAGCUUGGAGCUCAGGAACCAUGGCCUCAAAUGAUACAAUUGUAUCAACCAUUUGAAGUAGAACAAAUAUUAUUGCCAGACAAUGCUAAUUGUCUUGCUGUCCAAGCUUUUCUCAAAAUGUGUAAUUUGGAGUUUGAAAUAAUAUCAAAAAGGGAUGCCGAGUAUAUGUCACCAACCGGUUCUUUACCUUUCAUUAAAUGCGGUGCAUUUGUAUUAUCUGAGUUUGACAAUAUAGUGUCGUUUAUUUCUAACAAAGGAACAAGUUUAUCCAAUCAUUUAAAACCUGAAGAUAAAUCAGAUAUGAAAGCUUAUAUUUCAUUAGUCAACAAUGUUUUUGUUAAUGCAGAACUUUACAUUUGUUGGGUUGAUUCAACGACGUUAGAAGAAGUAACUAAACAAAGACAUGGAAGUGCUUAUCCUUGGCCCCUUAAUCAUUAUUUAAAUUGGCAAAAGAGAAAGCAAGUUAUAAAAAGGCUCAAUGUACUUGGUUGGUAUAAUAAAACUUUGAAAGAAGUCGCUGAUGAAGUUAAAAACUGUUGUGUGAUAUUAUCGGAAAGAUUGAAUGAAAGAAACUUCUUUUUUGGUAACGAAAAUCCAAACGAAUUGGAUGCCCUAGUUUUUGGGCACAUAUUUACGAUUAUUACAACACCUCUUCCAAACAACGUACUAGCGAAUAUUGUUAAGAAUUUUCCAUCGCUUGUGAAUCUCUGCAAACGCAUCGAGAAUAGCAUUAUUCCCUCUACAAACAUUAUCAGUCUAAUAGAUUAACAAAACGUUGGAGGCGAGAGAUAAGUGACACAUCUAAGGAGAAUUAUAAUUAUUGCAAGAGUAUAAUAUAAAACUUAUACAAGGUGUUUUUAUUGCUCGGCGAAAAGUUUUUUCUUUAUUUUUGUUUUUUUGUUUAGUUAUUAUUAAAACAUUGAUUAUGGUAAUAAUACUCUGUUCUCGUAUUAAAAAGAUGAAAGAGUUAUUUUUUAUAUAUCUGUGUAUAAUGUUCAUGCUACUUGUACCGAUAUUAAGUAUAUAUCAUUUAUAUCAUAUAUAACGCUUAUAAUUUUAUACAGAAAAUUUGUUUAAUCUCAUAUUUUUUAAGCUUUCUUUUUAAAAUAUAUACUUUUUUAUUAAUCUCAAUGCAAUUAUUGAUAAAGGACAGGUAAUUACUAUUUAAAGUUGUAUAUGUAUUGUGCUUGCUAAUAUUAUGUUUUUAGUUGAAAUACAAUAUGCAUCUGUUUUUAAGCAUGUUUUUAAAUAAUAGAACAGAGUAAU